This is a messenger RNA of Cladocopium goreaui, 249 nucleotides long. The record is from the annotation of a GenBank genome assembly. Lineage: Eukaryota; Dinophyceae; Suessiales; Symbiodiniaceae.
AUGGCCAACCAAGAGAUUCGGGAGAACAUGAAGGAGGAAAAAGAAGCAGAGGAGUUGGAAGAAAAGGAAAAAGCUAAGGCAAAAAUGAUGCAUGGCCAAUGGAUGCAGAAGAAUGGCAUGCCCACGAACGAAGAACAGUGGACGGCGUGGUUUCAAUGGAUGAAAUCCGGGAAUUUGGAAGACCAGACAAUUCGGAAUUUCUACCAGGACCUCAUGACACCUCAGCCACAAGCACCGCAACGCCGUUGA